AUGUUAGAACAAAGUGAUAUUCCUGAGGUGGUUGAAAGUUACAUUGGUGAGGCAAUAGAUCAAAGAAACUCUAAAAUGCCCCAAUUCGAAGGUCUUGGACCUGUAGAUAUGAUAACAAUGGUAAAAUAUUUAAAACCACAGAACUCAGCAUUUGGUACAAUGGGUACUGCUAAUUCUACAAAUUCAAAACAUCCAAAGGUAAAUCCAACUAGUUUUAAAGAUGUUAUUUCUCAUACAGAACAUUAUAGAGGUGAGAUUGGAACUUUUUUUUAUAUAAUGGGGAUAGAUAAUUCAGAUUCAACAUCAAUCGCUGUAAGUUUAAAAGAGAUCGCUGAUUCGAUCUCUGAAACGCCACAACCUUGGUUUGACAAAAUAAAAAGUUUUAACGUCGAGAGAAUUUCACUUUCAAGUUGGAACAGUUUUAGAUCAUACGAUGUCACAACAAUAGUUAAAAUUCCAGGUAAUUUGGCUACUUUCAUUGUGAACGAAGAUGGUGAAGAAGUUAAGGAUAUCACACAGGCAGAUUUUCAAUUGAUCAUGACAGAAACUUAUAUGUCUUCUGUAGUUCGUUCAAUUUCCUUGAUGAAGGAAAACAGAAAUGACAUGGAGCAGCAACCGUUGGUAGAAACUUUGAUUUUUAACCCAUUAAUGAUGGGAAAACUUAAAUCUACUGGCGACACUUUUAUUGAAUUAUUUCCUAUUGUUUAUGAAGACGGUCAUUUGUUAGGAUCAUCUCCCACUAUAGCAGCUACCAAUAGAACUAACAACUACUUGGUUGACACUUUUGUAGAGAUUGUAAAACUAACAAGAAGCAUUGAUAAAGCUAAGGAAAUGCUUAUAAAUUUAUCGAAGAAAUUUCCUGAAGUUCUAGUGGUGCUAAUAAAAAUUUUAUUGGUUUGUGAAUACGAAUAUGAUGCAUUCCAAUUAGUAAAUGAAUUGUUAUCCACCGAUUAUACAAACGUCACAUCGAUUAAUAACAUGAAUAUCGAAAACAAGUCGGUGUACAUAGGUGAAUUAUUAUAUAUUCAAGCUGAGCAUUUGAUGACUAAUAGAAAAGAAUAUAAAUAUGCAAAACUAAUUGCUAAAAAGUGUGUCGAAUUAUUACCAAAUGAGAUGGAGCCGUGGUUACUGUUGAGUAAAGUAUAUUUUAAGUUAAAUGACAUUAAAAAUGCAUUAUAUACUCUAAAUUGUAUUCCGACUGCUCUAGUGAAAGAAAAGUACAUUUUGAAAAGAGUUGUAGAUUUUACUUCUAAGAAUACUAAUAAUUUACCUAGAUUACAUUUACCAUUACCACUGGAUAUUAAAUUAAAUGACAUUGACUCUGUUGAUUCCAUGAAUAUCCGAUUAGAAAACGAAUCUUGUGAUCCUGAUUUACAAAACUUACCAGCAACCACUUUAAAACCUAUUUUUCGAAGAAUAUAUCAGCACUUAACUAAAAUACUCCAAACAAUAUCUUGGGAAGAAUUAUUGAGCAUUAGGUCACAGAUAUUUUUAAUGGAAGAAGAGUAUAUGAGGAAUCCGCAAACCAUUGAAGAAAUUAAUCAAAGACCUGCUGAUAAUAAGAGACUGUGUGAAAGAUGGUUAGAUAACCUAUUUAUGAUCAUGUAUGAAGACUUGAGAGUGUACACAAUAUGGAGAAAGCAACAAUUAUACCAUGAAGUAGAAGAUAGCACCAUUAGCCACACAACUACCGAAUGGGAAUUAUUUGGCUUAUGUGCGGCAAGGUUAGGUUACCAACACGAAGCUGCCUCUGCAUUUGAAUUUGGAUUAUCCCAAAGAUUUUCUCCAGUGUGUGCUAGACAAUUAUUAGAAUACCAUUUAACUAUCCAUAAAAACCAUCAGAGAGAAAACAACUCACUUAAUUCAAAAUUAACAUCAUCAAAAAUAUUACAACAGAUGGAAAAAACCAAUAAAAGUAUUAUAAAUUUGUGUAUUAAAAUUGUUUGUUGGGAUCAUAGAUGGUACAUUAAUUUUUCUUUAUUGAUUUUAGAAGCGAUGGGUAUUGUCACACAAGAUAUGGGUAUUUCCAAAGUUUCCAAUGAGAUUCGUGGGAAUUUCAAUAAUGAUGUCUAUACUUUUUUCAAAAACAACAUUUUAAAGUUUUUCAAAGAGUAUAGCAACGAUGAUUACGACGUGUAA
Molecule: messenger RNA, 2139 nt
Organism: Tetrapisispora phaffii CBS 4417
Lineage: Eukaryota; Fungi; Ascomycota; Saccharomycetes; Saccharomycetales; Saccharomycetaceae
Exons: 1
Coding region: 1-2139 (712 amino acids)
Biological process (GO): Golgi to plasma membrane transport
Cellular component (GO): exomer complex
Molecular function (GO): protein binding
Source: RefSeq, a predicted model, not a curated record